AUGUUAUUCCUUAAGUUUUUACUGCUUUUAUUAUUUAGGGCGAAAUACCUUUGUUCACUUAAAAUACACACACACCUCUUGCCAAAACUAUUUUUAAACAGUUCAGUUAAUUUUCAAAUCAGUAGUAAUAAAAGCGUUUACAAAAAUAAAAGGGAUUUUUCGUUAUAUGGUGUCCCAAAGAAAAAAAGUUCACAUAGAAGAACAAGAAGAAGAAAAGUAGCAUGGAUGAAGAAAAACCCAGCAAAAUUAUACAGAACAAGCUCCUACGACAUGGAUGAAAUAAUGAGAUACACUGACAGAAAAUUGACAGCACAUUAUACAACCAGAGACAGUUGGCUAAACCUACCAUCAACAACCCUAAUUAAUGAUUUUUUUUUGUUUAGAGAAAUAAGAAGCUAA
Plasmodium gonderi is the source of this 399-nucleotide messenger RNA. RefSeq lists its product as hypothetical. The transcript is spliced from 2 exons. Bases 1 to 399 code for a protein of 132 amino acids. The record is from RefSeq and is a predicted model, not a curated record. Lineage: Eukaryota; Apicomplexa; Aconoidasida; Haemosporida; Plasmodiidae.